AUAAUGAAAAAAGAUCAGAGAGCCAGGGGACAGCCCCAGACUUCCAGAAGAAGCUGCAAGAUGCUCGUGUGGCAGAGGGCAAGAAGCUGCUGCUUCAGUGCCAGGUGUCUUCUGACCCCCCAGCCACCAUCACCUGGACGCUGAAUGGAAAGACCCUCAAGACCACCAAGUUCAUCAUCCUCUCCCAAGAAGGCUCACUCUGCUCCGUCUCCAUCGAGAAGGCACUGCCUGAGGACAGAGGCUUAUACAAGUGUGUAGCCAAGAAUGACGCUGGCCAGGCUGAGUGCUCCUGCCAAGUCACUGUGGAUGAUGCUCCGGCCAGUGAGAACACCAAGGCCCGGGAGAUGAAAUCCCGGAGGCCCAAGAGCUUUCUUCCUCCUGUGCUAGGAACAGAGAGUGAUGCAACUGUGAAAAAGAAACCUGCCCCCAAGACGCCUCUGAAGGCAGCAAUGCCCCCUCAGAUCAUCCAGUUUCCUGAGGACCGGAAGGUCCGUGCAGGAGAGUCAGUGGAGCUGUUUGGAAAAGUGGCCGGCACCCAGUCCAUCACCUGUACCUGGAAGAAGUUCCGAAAGCAGAUCCAGGAGAGCGAGCACAUGAAGGUGGAGAACAGUGAGAACGGCAGCAAGCUCACCAUCCUGGCCACGCACCAGGAGCACUGCGGCUGCUACACACUGCUGGUGGAGAACAAGCUGGGCAGCAGGCAGGCCUAGGUCAACCUCACUGUCGUGGAUAAGCCAGACCCCCCAGCCGACACACCUCGUGCCUCUGACAUUCGGAGCUCCUCACUGACCCUGUCCUGGUAUGGCUCCUCGUAUGAUGGGGGCAGUGCUGUACAGUCCUAUGGCAUCGAGAUCUGGGACUCAGCCAACAAGACAUGGAAGGAACUAGCCACAUGCCGCAGCACCUCUUUCAACGUCCAGGACCUACUGCCUGAUCAUGAGUAUAAAUUCCGUGUACGUGCAAUCAGUGUAUAUGGAACCAGUGAGCCAAGCCAGGAGUCCGAACUCACAAGAGUAGGAGAGAACCCUGAAGAGCCGAAGGAUGAAGUGGAAGUGUCAGAUGAUGAUAAGAAGGAGCUUGAGGUUGAUUACCGGAUGGUGACAGAUAACGAACAAAAAGUAUCUGACUUCUAUGACAUUGAAGAGAGAUUAGGAUCUGGGAAAUUUGGACAGGUCUUUCGACUUGUAGAAAAGAAAACUCGAAAAGUCUGGGCAGGGAAAUUCUUCAAAGCAUAUUCAGCAAAAGAGAAAGAGAAUAUCCGGCAGGAGAUCGGCAUCAUGAACUGCCUCCACCACCCCAAGCUGGUCCAGUGUGUGGAUGCCUUCGAAGAAAAGGCCAACAUUGUCAUGGUCCUGGAGAUCGUGCCAGGGGAUGAGCUGUUUGAGCGCAUCAUUGAUGAGGACUUUGAACUGACGGAGCGCGAGUGCAUCAGGUACAUGCGGCAGAUCUUGGAGGGGGUGGAGUACAUCCACAAGCAGGGCAUUGUGCACCUGGACCUCAAGCCCGAGAACAUCAUGUGUGUCAACAAGACAGGUGCCAGGAUCAAGCUCAUUGACUUUGGUCUGGCCAGGAGGCUGGAGAACACGGGGUCUCUGAAGGUCCUCUUUGGCACUCCGGAGUUUGUGGCUCCUGAAGUGAUCAACUAUGAGCCCACUGGCUAUGCCACAGACAUGUGGAGCAUCAGCGUCAUCUGCUACAUCCUGGUCAGUGGCCUUUCCCCCUUCGUGGGAGACAACGAUAAUGAAACCUUGGCCAAUGUUACCUCAGCCACCUGGGACUUCGACGACAAGGCAUUCGAUGAGAUCUCCGAUGAUGCCAAGGAUGUCAUCAGCAGUCUGCUAAAGAAAGAUAUGAAAAACCGCCUGGACUGCACGCAGUGCCUUCAGCAUCCAUGGCUAAUGAAAGAUACCAAGAACAUGGAGGCCAAGAAACUCUCCAAGGACCGGAUGAAGAAGUACAUGGCAAGAAGGAAAUGGCAGAAAACGGGCAAUGCUGUGAGAGCCAUUGGAAGGCUGUCCUCUAUGGUAAUGAUCUCGGGGCUCAGUGGCAGGAAAACCUCAACAGGGUCACCAACCAGUCCACUCAAUGCAGAAAAACUAGAAUCUGAAGAAGGUGUGUCCCAAGCUUUCCUUGAGGCCAUUGCUGAGGAAAAGCCCCAUAUAAAACCCUAUUUCUCUAAGACCAUUCGUGAUUUCGAAGCUGUGGAGGGAAGUGCUGCUAGAUUUGACUGCAAGAUUGAAGGAUACCCGGACCCCAAGGUUGUCUGGUUCAAAGAUGACCAGUCAAUCAGGGAGUCCUGCCACUUCCAGAUAGACUACGAUGAGGACGGGAACUGCUCUUUAAUUAUUAGUGAUGUUUGCGGGGAUGAUGGUGCCAAGUACACCUGCAAGGCUGUCAACAGUCUUGGAGAAGCCACCUGCACAGCAGAGCCCAUUGUGGAAACAAUGGAGGAAGGUGAAGGGGAACGGGAAGAGGAAGAAGAGUGAAUCAAAGCCAGACAAAAGCAAUUUCUAAGUCAUAUUAAAAGGACUAGUUCUCUAAAACUCAAAAAAA
This is a messenger RNA of Cebus imitator (Panamanian white-faced capuchin), 2553 nucleotides long. RefSeq names its product myosin light chain kinase, smooth muscle-like. NCBI's taxonomy places the organism in Eukaryota, Metazoa, Chordata, Mammalia, Primates, Cebidae. The record is from RefSeq and is a predicted model, not a curated record. Gene Ontology annotation, biological process: protein phosphorylation. Gene Ontology annotation, molecular function: protein binding; ATP binding; protein kinase activity.